Malassezia japonica is the source of this 1857-nucleotide messenger RNA. RefSeq lists its product as uncharacterized. The transcript has a single exon. The record is from RefSeq and is a predicted model, not a curated record. NCBI's taxonomy places the organism in Eukaryota, Fungi, Basidiomycota, Malasseziomycetes, Malasseziales, Malasseziaceae. Bases 1 to 1857 code for a protein of 618 amino acids.
AUGAAGCGCAUCGCCGACCGUCAAAUUCAGCGCGAAGACGGCGACGACCCGCACGCGGUGUCGGUCGAGUCCGAGGAGUCCUCUGGUGGGCCCGCUCCCGCCGUGCAGAACCGCCCGAUGCGUGGUCUGCCGAAGCGGAGAGGGCCCGCGGCUGCGCCGCAGGCGCCUGCGCCGAGCGCAAACCCCUUUGCAAAGGUCGCCGCGGUGAUGUCGCCGAGCGUGCCACUGCAGCCGGUGCCGUCGCAAUUUGCGAACCCCGAGGCGCCCGCGCCGUGGCCCGUCUCCUCCGGCUCGAUCAACACGGGCAGCCAGCCGUCGUGGAGCGGCGGCGGGCAGGCCGUCGCGCCGCCGGCGCAGCCCGCACAGAGUGCGCCAAGCCCAAAGAAGGACGAGGCGCCGUCGCUGGAUGAAAGCAAGGUCGACUUUUUCAAGUCGGUGCGCGGCCUGAACUGGUCGAUGACCAAGGAGCUGGUCCGUGUGCUGAACGAGGCCAGCGACUGCUCAAACCUUGGCUCGGCGCUGCAUGCGAUCGACGAGCAAUACAGCGAGCACUACAAGUCCAUCAGCGACAAGUGGGCAGCUGCGGAAAACGCGGCCAAGGAGCAAGAGCGGGAAAAAGAGACCAAGGACGCGAUGGACCCCGAGAUGGCUUUUGGCUCAGUAUCCGCCACGCGCCCGCUGUUGAGCACGCUGGGCGAUGCAGCAAGGAAGAGCGCACUCGACACGAAGCCGGAGCCGCUGCGUGAUCCGGGCUGGAGCAACAAGGUGAUGACGAUGGAGACGACGCCGAAAUCGUCGUCGCUGCAGUUCCCGUCGUUCACCGCACACUCCUUGCUGGGCAAUGCAUUUGAGUCGAACCACGAAAAUGUGCGGCCCACGCCGAAGCAUAUCGGACAGAGCAUGCUCCCGUCGUUCCUGGGCUCGAGCCGCGAGCAGAACGACGCACACCGUGCGAGCGCAUUCCAGCGCCAGGCCGACGCUGUAGAGCGGGAGGCCGAAGUCGAUGCCGAGACGAAAAAGGUCGACGAGCGGGCCGAGGCCGAGAAGGCCAGCGAGGUCGAGGUCGAGGCAAAGGAGGCCGAGGCCAAGGCCAAGGAGGCCAAGGACAAGGCUGAUGCCAAGGACAAGGCCGAGGCCGAGGCCAAGGCCAAGGCCGACGCUGAAGCCAAGGCCAAGGCCGACGCUGAAGCCAAGGCCAAGGCGGAGGCUGACGCCCAAGCCAAGGCUGAUGCUGAAGCCAAGGCCAAGGCUGACGCCAAAGCCAAGGCCGACGCCGACGCCAAAGCCGAUGCCGCCAAGCCCAGCGCUCCGCCGACCUUUUCGCUCAAGCCCGGCGGCUUCUCGUUCGCCGGCCAGAGCACCUCAUCGAUCCUCCAAAAGAGCGAUGAAGGCGAAUCGAGUGCCCCCCCGUCCUCCGCGCCGACCUUUUCGAUCCCCGCUACGGGCUUUUCAUUUGCAGGCACGUCGCUGGCGCCCAAGUCUACCCCGACUACGUCCUCGCCGCCUGCCCCUGCCACGACCGCAUCCACUCCGACGCCUGUUACGACCGCUGCGGAUACCGCCGCAACUCCCCCUGUGGACACGACAAAACCUAUUGCGUUUGGCUCAGCAGCUCGUACACCCUCGUCGAGCUUCUCUGCCAGCGCCCCCUCGAGCACGUCGCCGCACCGCUUCUCCUUCGGCAGCAAGCCCAAGGGGGGCUCUGCGUUUACCAACGCUGCGAUCGGCCCCGCCUUUGCCAACACCAGUGGCGUGGCCGCCGGCGGGCAGUUUUCCUUUGGCAGCGCCCCCAUCGCCUUUGGCGCCGAGGACCGCACGUCGCCCGAAAGCCGCCCACCGCCCGAUCAUAGCUCGUAG